GAGAGGGCGGCCACCCAAAGUCAGGCCGCUCAAUGUCCAGACGCCAGAGGUUGCCGAGGCGGGCAUGACCGCAAAGGUCGCCGAAGGAUCCUGCUCAUCGUUGCUGCCAGUGGUGAGGAAGCGAGGGCGGCCACCCAAGGUCCAGACCCCGGAGGUUGCCGAGGCGGGCAUGACCACAAAGGUCGCCGAAGGAUCCAGCUUGUCGCUGCAAGUGGUAGUGUGUGCUUUGCCAGCGGCAGGUGACCAUGGGAAGAAUAUGCUCCCUAAGCUGCAUGGGCGGCUGAGGAAGGCACUGCCAGCGCAGGAUCAUGGUAUGAGUUUAGAGGGGAUCCCGCCUGGCGCGUCCGCUGGAGGCUUCGUAAAGAGGGUGACUCGCCGUAGCGCACAACUAGCGAAAGAAGCGGAAGCAAAGGCACUUGAUGCUAUCGAGGCGGAUGAAUUGGAUGCGCAGCCUGCCGAGGGCGAGGCGAUGGCAGCGGCGGAUGAUGUCAUGGGGGAGAAUGGAAGCCCGUCCGCUGGAGGCUUCAUAAAGAGGGUGACUCGCCGUAGCGCACAACUAGCGAAAGAAGCGGAAGCAAAGGCACUUGAUGCUAUCGAGGCGGAUGAAUUGGAUGCGCAGCCUGCCGAGGGCGAGGCGAUGGCAGCGGCGGAUGAUGUCAUGGGGGAGAAUGGAAGCCCGUCCGCUGGAGGCUUCGUAAAGAGGGUGACUCGCCGUAGCGCACAACUAGCAAAAGAGGCGGAAGCAAAGGCACUUGAUGCUAUCGAGGCGGAUGAAUUGGAUGCGCAGCCUGCCGAGCGCGAGGCGAUAGCAGCGGCGGAUGAUGUCAUGGGGGGGAAUGGAAGCCCGUCCGCUGGAGGCUUCGUAAAGAGGGUGACUCGCCGUAGCGCACUACUAGCGAAUGAGGCGGAAGCAAAGGCACUUGAUGCUAUUGAGGCGGAUGAAUUGGAUGCGCAGCCUGCCGAGGGUGAGGCGAUGGCAGCGGCGGAUGAUGACAUGGGGGAGAAUGGAAGCAACUUUGUGAAUUGGGAGCAGAGAGGGAGAAGGUCCCUCAAAUUGCCGAGUGAGCGCCAGAAGGUGACAUCAAAAUUUGAAACCUCUCUUUCCCGUUCGUUCCAGUGGAAGCACACAGGGAGGAGGUCGUUCAAAUCGUCAUGCGCGUCCUGCGGCGACGAGAACAAGACCUACUACUGCGCCGCCUGCUCCGAGAAAAAAAGGUCCGAGAGGAUCGAGGAUGCAUGCUACUUGUUGCACUACCUGCUGCCGUGCUUGGAGACUAUCAACAAGGAGCAACUCGCUGAGAAGGAGGUGGAGGCCAAGAUGCUAGAUGUACCGGUGUCCAGUCUGAGCAUAAAACAAGCCGUCGACACCAAAGAGAGGAUCUAUUGUAGCAAUUGCAACACUUCAAUCUACGAUCUCCACAGGAGAUGCGCCGGUCGCAACUGUCCAUACAAUUACGAACUGUGCAUCCGCUGUUGCAAGGAGCUUCGCGAGAACAACCUCCAGGGGUGUUGCGAAGUGGCCGAAUUCCAUUACCCCGACAAUGGAGACGGCUACUUGCACGGCGGCAAGCCAAAGCCAUGCUCGUCCAAGGGGAAGGACCAAGACCACUCGUCAAGAACAACGGCAAACAAAACUAAAGUUGCCGAGUGGCUGGCCAAAACGCAGCGUUACGUCGCUGCCAACAGUAGCAAAAUCCCUUGCCCUCCCCGCGAGCUCGGCGGCUGCAACCUCCGCGAUCUUGAGCUGGUGAGGUUCUUCCCGGAAAACGAGCUCUCGGAGCUGGAGGCAAAUGCUAGAACUUUGUAUGACGCGUUCACCAUGGUCAACCCAGUCGAUGUAGCAACCGUUGAUGGUGCCUGCGUCAACUGCUCCUGCUCGGGCAGUUCUGGGAGCAGAAAGAAAGCUGCUUCCAAGAAGAGUUCAGCUGAUAACUCCGUAUUUUACCCGGUAUUUGACGGUUCCAAGCCGGAUGACCUCAAACACUUUCAGACACACUGGGUCAGAGGGGAACCUGUGGUUGUUCAAAGCGUCCUGCAAAAGAUGUCAGGUUUGAGCUGGGAGCCACGGACGAUGUUGUCCGAGAGCAGGGAUUCGUCAAAAGAUGUGAUCAAGGCUAUAGAUUGCCUUAGUUGCUGCCAGGUUGAAAAGGGCAAUGAUGAGUUCUUCAAAGGAUAUUAUGAAGGUGAAAACUAUGAGAAUAAUUGGCCUUGUAUGCUAAAACUGAAGGAUUGGCCUUCUUCGGAUAGUUUUGAACAAGUUCUACCCAAGCAUGGAGCUGUUUAUACAGAUUCUUUGCCAUUUCAACCAUACACGAAUAAGAAGUCUGGGUCGCUCAAUAUUUCAACCUUCCUUCCCGACGAUAUCCUCAAGGUUGAUUUGGGCCCCAAGUCAUACAUAGCAUAUGGUGUCACACAAGAGCUUGGCAGAGGAGACUCUGUUACAAAGCUUCACUCUGAUUUAUCUGAUGCGGUCAAUGUAUUGAUGCAUACUACGAAGGUCGCCCCUUCUACAGAACAAGAAACUGACAUCAUGAAACUAAAAGAAAAGCACAAGGCCCAAGAUAAAAGGGAAUUGGGCGGUGUUGAAAUAGAGAUGGAUGGCGAUGCAAAAGGUAAGCUAUCACCUGAUUAUGAGGAUCAACAGGGUGCUCUAUGGCACAUUUUCAAACGGGAAGAUGUCCCAAAAUUGGAAAAAUAUUUGAGAGAGCACUCCAAGGAGUUUCGUCAUGUACAUUGUUCGCGAGUAAACAAGGUGUAUAACCCAGUGCACGACGAGACAUUCUAUCUAACAAAAAACCACAUGAAGAAGCUUAAAGAUGAAUAUGGAGUACAGCCUUGGACCAUAGUACAAAAGCUUGGAGAAGCAGUUUUUAUACCUGCCGGUUGUCCACAUCAAGUACGAAACCUCCAGUCUUGCACCAAGAUUGCUCUAGACUUUGUUUCACCCGAGAAUAUUGGACAAUGUAUGAUGCUAUGUGAAGAUUACCGCCUGCUACCAAAAGCACAUAGGGCAAAGGAAGACAAACUAGAGGUGAAGAAGAUGAUUGUUCAUGCUGUUCAGCAUGCCGUUAAUACCUUAAAAGAACAGCUGCACAUAUUUUUUAGUGGGAAGAAUUAAAAACAAGUUUCCCUGGAGAUGUAUAUUAGGAGGCAAAAGGAUCCAAAUUACAUUUGUGUGCCAUAUCAUUCUUUUGAUAGUCCAGUUAGUUUGAUGGCCUGGAGCUAGAAUUAUUUCAUAUUACUUAAUUAAGUGGAGAUUUGUUGUAGGUGCACUUCACCUUGUGUUGAAAAUAUCUAAUUGCAUUUGUGCUAUACAGCCAAGAUAUAGUGU
Messenger RNA from Brachypodium distachyon (stiff brome), 3331 nucleotides. Its product is annotated as lysine-specific demethylase JMJ25. Gene Ontology annotation, cellular component: chromatin; histone deacetylase complex. Gene Ontology annotation, molecular function: chromatin DNA binding; transcription coregulator activity; histone H3K9 demethylase activity. Bases 65 to 3118 code for a protein of 1017 amino acids. NCBI's taxonomy places the organism in Eukaryota, Viridiplantae, Streptophyta, Magnoliopsida, Poales, Poaceae. Gene Ontology annotation, biological process: regulation of transcription by RNA polymerase II. The record is from RefSeq and is a predicted model, not a curated record. The transcript has 13 exons.